Messenger RNA from Leptonychotes weddellii (Weddell seal), 1110 nucleotides. NCBI's taxonomy places the organism in Eukaryota, Metazoa, Chordata, Mammalia, Carnivora, Phocidae. The record is from RefSeq and is a predicted model, not a curated record.
AUGCCAAGACUUGGGGUAAGACCGAGUGGUGUUUCUUCUUCCUCCCAGGAAAGGGUGCUCACCUGGCAAUUUUCGUUGAAAAGCUACAUCUAUGGGGACCUUUACAAGAACCGCGUCAACAUAUCGAGCAAUGCUGAGCAAUCAGAUGCCUCCAUCACUGUUGACCAGCUGACCAUGGAUGACAACGGCACGUACGAGUGCUCAGUCUCCCUGCUGUCAGACCUGGCGGGAACCUCUAAGUCACGCGUCCGGCUCUUGGUCCUCGUGCUACCCUCCAAGCCAGACUGCGGCAUCAAGGGGGAGGCCGUGAUCGGGAAUGACAUCCAGCUGACCUGCCAGUCGAAGGAGGGCUCCCCGGCCCCUCAGUACAGUUGGAAGCGCUACGACGUCCUGAACCAGGAGCGGCCAACCCCAGCAGUCACAGGCCAGACCUUGUCUCUGAAGAACAUCUCCACAGAUAUGUCGGGUUAUUACAUCUGCACCUCCAGCAAUGAGGUGGGGACCGCGUCCUGUAACAUCACCGUGGCUGUCAGACCUCCCUCCAUGAACGUGGCCUUGUAUGCGGGCAUUGCGGGCGGCCUGAUUGCAGCCAUCAUCAUCCUUGGCAUUGUCGUCUACUGUUGCUGCUGCCGCCAGCAGGAGGACGAGGCUGAGGACAUGGAGCCGAAUCGGGCGGCCUACCAGAAGGCUCCAAAGCAGGUGGAAGAGCUUCAGACAGAGCAGGACGAGGAGGAUGACUAGGGGCAAGAAGACCAGAAGAGCGCUGGGCAGGAGUCCCCCCGCCACGCUGACCGGUGACUGGAGCAUGCCGCACGCAGGCUGAGGUGGGGGGAAGAUGGGUGCUCAUUCCUCUGCCGCCUGACUCCCCUCUCCUUGCCCCAUUUUUCUGGCCCUCCAUUCCCGUCAUUGAUGGGAUGCUUCUUCCCUAUGUCAUCUGCUGGAGGACUUGGCUAAGGGGACCUUACUGGUGACUGACCCUGCCAAGGGCCCUCACCCACAAAGUGGCCCCUUCCCACUGCCAUGCCUAGCUCACAGCCUGGCCCCCAGCCUGGAGCCGGCCGCAGCCUUACCUUCCUGGCGGGGGGCUCCGAGGCCCAGGGCAGAGCCUGG